AUGUAUCCUCAUCUUCUAGUGUCGGAUGACAGAGAUAAAAGUGAUGGUGACGAGGUUUCUGUAUCGGGUACCGAAUCACCUGACGGAGAUAAAAGUGAUGGUGACGAGGUUUCUAUGUCGGGUACCGAAUCACCUGACGGAGAUAAAAGUGAUGGUGACGAGGUUUCUAUGUCGGGUACCGAAUCACCUGACGGAGAUAAAAGUGAUGGUGACGAGGUUUCUGUGUCGGGCACCGAAUCACCUGACGGAGAUAAAAGUGAUGGUGACGAGAUUUCUGUGUCGGCUCCAUCACACAAUAACGCCCUCCCUAUACCAGCUCCAUUACACAAUAGCGCCCUCCCUACACCAGCUCCAUUACACAAAAACGCCCUCCCUACACCAGCUUCAUUAUACAAUAGCGCCCUCCCUACACUAGCUCCAUUACACAAUAACGCCCUCCCUACACCAGCUCCAUUGCACGAUAGCGCCCUCCCUAUACCAGCUCCAUUACACAAUAACACCCUCCCUACACCAGCUCCAUUACACAAUAACGCCCUCACUACAUCAGCUCCAUUACACAAUAGCACGCUCCCUACACUAGCUCCAUUACACAAAAGCGCACUCCCUACACCAGCUCCAUUACACAAUAGCGCCCUCCCUACACCAGCUCCAUCACACAAUAACGCCCUCCCUACACAAGCUCCAUUACACAAUAACGCCCUCCCUACACAGGCUCCAUUACAAAAUAGCGCCCUCCCUACACCAGCUCCAUCACACAAUAACGCCCUCCCUACACCAGCUCCAUUACACAAUAGCGCCCUCCCUACACUAGCUCCAUUACACAAUAGCGCCCUCCUUACACUAGCUCCAUUACAAAAUAGCGCCCUUCCCACACCAGCUCCAUUACACAAUAGCGCCCUCCCUACACUAGCUCCAUUACACAAUAGCGCCCUCCCUACACUAGCUCCAUUACAAAAUAGCGCCCUUCCCACACCAGCUCCAUUACACAAUAGCGCCCUCCCUACACCAGCUCCAUCACAAAAUAGCGCCCUCCCAACGCCAGCUCCAUUACACAAAAGCGCCCUCCCUACACUAGCUCCAUUACACAAUAGCGCCCUCCCUACACUAGCUCCAUUACAAAAUAGCGCCCUCCCUACACCAGCUCCAUUACACAAUAGUGCCCUCCCUACACCAGCUCCAUUACACAAAAGCGCCCUCCCUACACUAGCUCCAUUACACAAUAGCGCCCUCCCUACACUAGCUCCAUUACACAAUAGCGCCCUCCCAACGCCAGCUCCAUUACACAAUAGCGCCCUCCCUACACCAGCUCCACUAUACAAUAGCGCCCUCCCUACACCAGCUCCAUCACACAAUAAUGCCCUCCCUACACCAGCUCCAUCACACAAUAGCGCCCUCCCUACACCAGCUCCAUUACACAAUAGCGCCCUCCCUACACUAGCUCCAUUACACAAUAGCGCCCUCCCUACACCAGCUCCAUUGCACGAUAGCGCCCUCCCUAUACCAGCUCCAUUACACAAUAACACCCUCCCUACACCAGCUCCAUUACACAAUAACGCCCUCACUACAUCAGCUCCAUUACACAAUAGCACGCUCCCUACACUAGCUCCAUUACACAAAAGCGCACUCCCUACACCAGCUCCAUUACACAAUAGCGCCCUCCCUACACCAGCUCCAUCACACAAUAACGCCCUCCCUACACAAGCUCCAUUACACAAUAACGCCCUCCCUACACAGGCUCCAUUACAAAAUAGCGCCCUCCCUACACCAGCUCCAUCACACGAUAACGCCCUCCCUACACCAGCUCCAUUACACAAUAGCGCCCUCCCUACACUAGCUCCAUUACACAAUAGCGCCCUCCCUACACUAGCUCCAUUACAAAAUAGCGCCCUUCCCACACCAGCUCCAUUACACAAUGGCGCCCUCCCUACACCAGCUCACUUACACUAUUGCGCCCUUUAUACACCAGCUCCAUCACACAAUAGCGCCCUUCCUACAUCAGCUCCAUUACACAAUAACGCCCUCCCUACACUAGCUCCAUUACACAAAUGCGCCCUCCCUACACCAGCUCCAUUACACAAUAGCGCCCUCCCUACACCAGCUCCACUAUACAAUAACGCCCUCCCUACACCAGCUCCAUCACACAAAAUCGCCCUCCCUACACCAGCUCCAUUACACAAUAGCGCCCUCCCUACACCAGCUCCAGUACACUAUUGCGCCCUUAAUAUACACCAGCUCCAUUACACAAUAGCACCCUUCCUACAUCAGCUCCAUUACACAAUAACGCCCUCCCUACACUAG
This is a messenger RNA of Pecten maximus, 2298 nucleotides long. Its product is annotated as flocculation protein FLO11-like. The record is from RefSeq and is a predicted model, not a curated record. The transcript has 2 exons. Lineage: Eukaryota; Metazoa; Mollusca; Bivalvia; Pectinida; Pectinidae. The coding region runs from base 1 to 2298 and encodes 765 amino acids.